Molecule: messenger RNA, 1002 nt
Organism: Diorhabda sublineata
Lineage: Eukaryota; Metazoa; Arthropoda; Insecta; Coleoptera; Chrysomelidae
Product: probable serine/threonine-protein kinase clkA
Exons: 2
Coding region: 1-1002 (333 amino acids)
Source: RefSeq, a predicted model, not a curated record
AUGAGGGAAGAAAUUAAACAAGAUAUGAAUAAUAUGAGGGGAGAUUUUAAUGAAAAGAUGGAUAAUAUUAAUGGAAAUAUGAAUAGAUUGGAGAGGAAAAUUGAAGAGGUUAAAAUUGAAGGUUUGAAGGAAAUUAAGAAACUUAGACAAGAAAAUGAAGAUUUUAAAAAAAGAAUUGAUAAGGUGCAAGAAAAUAUGGAACAUCAAAAUAAGAAUCUAAGAAUGGAGAUCCAAGAAAAUGGGAUCAAAAUCAGAGAAGAAUUUGAAAAAAAGGUAGUGGAAGAGGUUCAAGCAUUAGGAAAAUGCAUAGAAGAAAAUUUACCAGAAACAAUACUAAUGGAAGUUACAAGACAAAAUGAAGAAGCCAAUUUUCGAGAACGGUUGUAUUUCGGAAAUUUUGACUACAAUAAAAAUAAAAAUUUAAAUUCUUAUGCUAUGCAACUCUAUAAUAUAGCACAAUAUCUAGAACCAGCAAUGAAGGAGGAAGAAUUAGUUUUAUAUGUAGGAAGACAUUUUAAUGCUGAGAUGUCUGAAACGAUAGUUCUACAUAAUAUAAAGACUAUGGAUAAUAUGUCAAGUUAUUUACAAAGAGUUGAAAGGAGUAUACAAAAUGGAAACGGAAUUAAUAGAUAUCAAAGUGAAAAUAGAUAUGAAGAUAUACGAAAUGAUAGACGGGGUGAAAAUGGAAAUGGAUUUUUUAGAAAAGAUCAUUACGAUAGAUAUGGGAAUACAAAUUACGAAAACAGAAGAUAUCAAGGAAAUGUGGACAGGAAUUUUGGAAAUGGAGACAGAGGAAGAUAUAAUGGACAGAAUAAUUUCAGGAAUAAUAGUCACAGAAACAGGGAUGAUUUCAAUAGACAAUAUGACAGGGGAGUUUAUAAUGGAAAUAGAGGUAGGAAUUUGCAGCAACAGGAUAGGGGUAAUUUCAGAAGAGAUGAGUACAAUUUUGAUAGGGAUCAAAGAUCUGAUAAUAACAGGGAUAAUAAUGCCGGAUCAAAAUAG